AUGGUUCAUGCGGAAUGGAGGGGACUUUUAACAGGAGUGGGCCAACGUUUUCCUAGUGCAGAUGUAUUUUGGGUGUCUGUAUACAAGUUUGCACUUGCAAACAAGUUUGUGGCCAAGUAUAUGAGGAAUAGCAAGGAAUUCAUGUCGAUAAGGUGUAAAGUUGAGGGUUGUCCAUGGAAGCUAUGUGCAAAUCAUGUGGGGAAGAGUUGUGAUGUGCUACGAGUGAUGACAUUUAUAAACCGGCAUGUUCAUUCUGCCCAAGAUAGCUUGGACGUGAUGCAUAGUGGAAGAGCUAGUUUGAACUCAUCAAUAAUAAUUGAUGAGAUGAGGGAUCAUGCAGACAAGCGCACUUCUGAGAUAAGAAAGAGGUUGAAACGAGAGUAUGGGAUUGAUCUAACAUAUAAACAGGUAUGCGAAAGGAUAAAGGAAACAGAUGAAAAAUCAGUGGCUGAAUGGACUGCUAUUGGGAACCGGUUUGAGCGUGUUUUCAUUGCCUACGGGGCAUGCAUUGAGGGUUUCUUGGGUGGCGCGAGGCAUAUUAUGUAUGUUGAUGGAAUUCACUUAAGCGGACCAUACAAGGGGACAAUGUUGUCAGCUUCAGCUUAUGAUGCAGAUAACGAGCUGCUGCCAUUUGCAAUUGCAAUUGUGAAGGGAGAAACACUAGAUGACUGA
Molecule: messenger RNA, 672 nt
Organism: Neltuma alba
Lineage: Eukaryota; Viridiplantae; Streptophyta; Magnoliopsida; Fabales; Fabaceae
Exons: 2
Coding region: 1-672 (223 amino acids)
Source: RefSeq, a predicted model, not a curated record